This is a messenger RNA of Python bivittatus (Burmese python), 2342 nucleotides long. The record is from RefSeq and is a predicted model, not a curated record. Lineage: Eukaryota; Metazoa; Chordata; Lepidosauria; Squamata; Pythonidae.
UCUCGUGUGCUUGCCCACACAGCGCACACCAGCAGAAUGAAAUGCCUGUGGGUGAAGCCCACCCAAAGGAGAGGGGACUUGCCAGGGGACAAGUUCUCUGCCCGAAGAGGCUCCCAGCGAAAUGGAUCCCCUUCUCUUUCCCAUUCAGGAACUCCAUGCCCACUUGAACGGGUCCAUCAGUGCCGCCACCAUGAAGAAGCUGAUGGCGCAGAAGCCCGACCUUCGGAUUCAAAACGAAAUGAUAACAAUCGACAAGGGGAAAAAAAGAAAUUUGGAGGAAUGUUUUCAGAUGUUCCGGAUCAUACACCAGAUUACCAGCAGACCUGAAGAUAUAUUAAUGGUAACCAAAGAUGUGAUUCGGGAAUUUGCUACCGAUGGAGUCAAAUACCUCGAACUCAGGAGCACGCCAAGGGAGGAAGAAAGCACAGGGAUGACCAAACGCAUGUACGUGGAAGCUGUGCUGGAGGGCAUCAAGCAAUGCAAGGAAGAAGGAUGGGACAUAGAUGUGAGAUUUCUAGUAUCUGUGGACCGAAGUAGGGGGACAGCUGCCGCCAAGGAAACCGUGAAGUUGGCUGAAGACUUUCUGCUUUCCACCGAUGGCGUGGUCGUCGGCCUGGACCUCAGCGGGAAUCCGCAAGCAGGGCACGGCCGGGACUUCUUGGAGCCUCUUCUGGAAGCCAAGAAAGCUGGUUUGAAGCUGGCGUUGCAUCUUUCAGAGAUUCCAAAGCGGGAGGACGAAACUCGGCUGCUUCUGGGCCUUUCCCCGGACCGAAUUGGACACGGGACGUUUCUUCACGCGUCAGAAUCGGCCGCACGGGACCUGGUGGAGCUCGUGAGGCAGAACAGGACCCCUCUAGAACUCUGCCUGACGUCCAACCUCAAAGGCGAGACGGUACCCUCCAGGGCCCAGCACCAUUUCGGAUUCUGGUACCCCCUUGGCCACCCCGUCGUCCUUUGCACGGACGACAAAGGCGUUUUUGCUACCGAGCUGUCUCAGGAGUACCAGCUGGUUGCGGAGACCUUUCGGUUGUCCGACGAGCAAGUCUGGGCACUUUGUUUGGACGCCAUCAACCACAUCUUUGCUUCCAGCCACACCAAAACGAAGCUGAGGGAGCAAUGGCGGAUGCUGAAACCCACCCUGCUGGAGUAGCUUCGUGGAGAAUGCCAGGACCCAAGCUGUGGGCUUCGUUGAGGGUUGUGUUGUGUGUGUCCGUUUGUAGAGUUUGUUGGUUGGGUGUCUAGCCUGCCUCUCUGCUGAUGAUGCAAGGGGAUCUCCCUAGCAUGUCCUCUUGUUUUUUUCCACCACCACAACUCUGUGUGCUGGGGGAGCAUGUCUGGCUUCAUGUCACCCAAGGAACUUGGGGUGGACUUGAACCUGGGUCUUCUAACAUCUCCACCACUAGAAUCACCCCACGCCCUCCUGCUGCGCCAAUUAGCCUCAGUAUGGAAGCCUAGAUCCUGAUUCACAUUAAGCCAUAAGGUGGGCUGAUGUUGGCUUGGCGUUAUGCAAACUUAAUUAAUGACAGUUUUGCCUGCAAAUCUCUUUAAGCAAAGGAUGGGUUAAUUGCUCCAGAGUUUAAAUAACCCUCGAGAGAAGGGGCAGGAUUGUACUGUAAUAUGUGUUCACUUAAUCACAACCAUAGCAUCUCAGGGAAUAUUACUGAAAACUUUCUAGGUUGCUUCCGUACCAAUUCUUGUAGCUCCCCUCAAACGACCGUUUGGUUUCACUCAUUUAACCCAUCUCUGACUUCACGGUAUUCAGUGGACUCGCUGGGCUCAACCUACUAACCUGUAAACCGUGGUUUAUAAGCCCCAUGGUGGGAUUAUCACAGCAUCCUCAAACAAACUACACCACCACCUUGGCUUCUGUCUUACUCUCUGGUGCAAAGAGGGCCUUUUGAAAACGAAUGGCUAUGUUAAAACUUAAGACGGUGUGGUCUGAAUGGAAAAACCACUAUUUCUGGGGUCCUGAAAGAACCCAUAAAAUGAAAAGAACAAUCAACACCCCCCCCAAAGAAGCUUGAUGCAUUUUCAUGCUUUAUAUCUGAGCAGCUGGAUUCCAAAGGAAGGACGGGGAGACGGAUCCUCAGUGCCCCCCAAUUCUGAAUGGCCACCCUUAAAGGUUGGUGUUUCCUCCAAGAUAGUCCAGGUUCUGCCUCCCUCCCCCCCCAUAAAAUUCCCCAAUUCUGCUGCUGCCUCCGAUGUUUGCAAAGAGAAAAGCUGGAGUCAAUUUAUCCUGGCCAGUUGUUCUGACCUGGGAACUGGCAAAUUUAAUAAAGUCCCAAGAGCUUACAGACAUUCCCUGUGGAUUUUCUGUCUUUCUUUCUUUCCUUUCUUCCUUC